AUGUCUAGUUGCUCUGGUCGCUGGGUCGUGUGGCGCCCCCGACAGCCCCAGCAAUGGCCAACUGAUGCUCUUGCCAACUGGGCGGUAGAUGCCUGCGCAGAGGUCGAUUGGGUCUGCGCCCAGCGCCGCAACUCAGACAACACGGUCGUACAUACCGUGGUCCCAGUAUUGACCUGUGUCAAAGUCCACCCCCUUGUGGAUGGACGUGGUGGCGUUCUGGAGUUUCCUUAUGGAGACUUCGACCGGGUCGAAAGGGCAGUGAGGGAUUGGGAGUACAGGCAUCAACACGACCGUCGGUUACUCGAAUACUGGUCUCGUGUGGGAGGUUAUCCUCAACCAUACGUUUCAGUCAUGAUUUGCUACAAACUUGUCCGGUGCCGCAUUGACGAAUGCCUAGGAACAGGCCCGAGUUUGAAGGCAGCCAAAGCAACCGCAGCCGAAAGGCUCCUCAGGAGCGGUCACUGCAUGAUACGCCUCGACUAA
Molecule: messenger RNA, 483 nt
Organism: Rhizoctonia solani
Lineage: Eukaryota; Fungi; Basidiomycota; Agaricomycetes; Cantharellales; Ceratobasidiaceae
Product: dsrm domain protein
Exons: 4
Coding region: 1-483 (160 amino acids)
Source: RefSeq, a predicted model, not a curated record